AGAAGAAAUAGAAGACGAAGAAGAUUAGGGAGAACAAGAAGAAGAAAAGGUUCAAGUCUUGCGUCUUCUGCAAUGACGUCAAAAAUAUUCAACGAGUUAAUAAGGAACAACGAUUGUGGGCGUCGACGAAAUAUUCCGAUGAUUGAAGGAAUAAUUGCAAUCACUUAAUCAAUUCGUGGGAUUGAAGAAAAGCAUAGUGUCACCCAUGGUAACACGCAUGAGGAAAAACCCGUCAGUUGCUCGGCUUGUGGCGAAAGGCAAUUUUGAUUUGGAAUGUUCUCGAAUUUUAGUAGUCCUAAACGGAAACAAAUGUACACACACUUUUUUAUUGGAAAUAACUUUUCUUAGAUUUUAGCGAACGAAAUACGCGUGUUAACCAUGGCGUCGCACGAGAAGCAAUUUUGUCCGGCGAGAGAGGGCAACGAACGACAACGACGUCAAACAAUGCCACACUUCCAAGAUGUCCAGCAGCCAAGUGCUCGGCAGGAGUGGAGGAGCUCGCUUUUGCAGCAGGACAAUUCCCAGCUUCCCCACAUCAAGGAAGAAGAGAAAAUUGACAUCAGCAAGUUGCCACUGCCUGUUGUGAAGAGUGAAGAGGAGGAAGAACAUCCCGCUCACUUCAAAAAAGAGGACCAUCUCCACAUUGAGGAAGAGGAGCAAAUGGAUGUCAGCAAGUUGCCAGUGAUUGUGGUCUCUGUGAAGUGUGACGAUGAUGAAGAUGAAACACCCCAGUGGUCGCAGAUUAACCACGAGAGCCCAAGUGGAGGUACACUGCCGAACAAUCUGUUAUCGCCGCUGUCGGACACCAAUGGCAUCGAAGAACCUUUGAGGGAUGGCGCAGAUUGCGAGGACAAGCAGUUGAAUUGUGGAGAGGAGGAGGCAGCUCCUAAAAAGAAAACUUCUCACACACGUAAAUGUCACACAGCUGAAGAACAUUUCAGCUGCUCAAUUUGCGGGAAAAAAUUUGCUCAAAAUAGACCCAUGAUUAGACACAUGAGAACGCACACAGGAGAAAAACCUUUUAGUUGCUUAACUUGUGGUAAGGCGUUUUCUCUCAAGGAAUAUAUGAAAUCACACGUGAAAAAACACACAGGUGAAACCCCCUUUUGUUGCACAUUUUGUGGUAAAACAUUUUCUCAAAAGAAAACAUUGCAAUCGCACAUGAGGACGCACACUGGAGAAAAACCCUUCCGUUGCUCAUUGUGUGGUAAAAAAUUUGCUCUCAAGCUAAACAUAGUCAAACACAUGAGGACACACACAGGGGAAAAAUCCUUUCUUUGCUCAACAUGCGGUAAAACCUUCUCGGAAAGGCAUCGUCUAGUAUCGCACUUGAGAACGCACACGGGAGAAAAACCAUUCGCUUGCUCGACUUGCGGUAAGACCUUCUCACAAAGGCAUCAUAUGGCGUCACACGUGAAAACACACACAGGGGAAAAACCUUUCGUUUGCUCCGUUUGUAGUACGGCGUUUUCUCGAAAAGUCAAUCUCGAGAUACACACGAGAACGCACACUGGGGAGAAACCUUUUCGUUGUUUAACUUGUGGUAAAACGUUCUCUGUCAAAGCAACCAUGGUCAAACACAUGAGAACGCACACAGGAGAAAAACCCUUUCAUUGCUCUGAGUGUGGUAAAAGAUUCACUCAAAAGGUAAACAUGGUAAUACACAUGAGAUCUCACACUGGAGAGCAAGAAUUUUGUUGAUCCGCGUGUUUUUUUUUUUAACGAUUUUUUGCAGCACAACCACAAAGCCAGUACCAACCCUUUUGAAGCGAACGUGUUGUACAGUCCGUCCCGGGAGGCCCGUAGUUUGAAUUAAUCCUCGCAAAUCUGGCGUUGGUCUUCCCUUACUUAUGAUUUCUUGCUUUGACUGAAAGUCAAGUUUUGAACAUUUUCGAGAUUAUAUCCUCCAUUUUUAGGGAAAAUAAAGCCAAAUAGCAACGCGUUAGCACCGAAUGUUGUUGGUUGUUUUUCUUUUCUCUUUUUUUCUUCUUCGUAAUUUACUCUCGCGUUUACUCGUGUCAUGAACUAUUAGCUCACUAUCGCCCCAUCUUCGCGGCAAAGGUACUGGCUGCCUCAAGGCUCGUAUUUUCACCCGCUGACUGCAAGCAAGCACGCACCGUUUGCACGCGCUCAGUACAGUGUGUGAGUGGUGCACACGCUCACACGCACGCCCUGAGCGGCACAACCUGUCACUGCCUAGCCUCCAUGAUUCUCGUCUCCCGUUGUUAUUUGAACAAGAAAUACAGCUAUUUUGACUAUGAAAAUGAUCCAAAUGGUUAGGAAACACACCAAAAUUGCAUUAAAAGCAUAGACCAUAGGACAGAUAUUAUAUUAUGUUUUAUUAUAUUAUUCAUUUUUUAUCAACUUAUGGUUGAGGAAACCCUUUACCGCCCCUGGUGGCAAGGUGAGGCACUGCCUCAUCUGCCUCCUAUGAGUGCACGUGCCUGGUUCUUUUAUACUAUAUUGUGUGCUUAUGAUAUUUAUAGUAUUGUUUGCCUCCAAUUAAAUCUUUAUGGUGUGA
Messenger RNA from Syngnathus typhle (broad-nosed pipefish), 2521 nucleotides. Its product is annotated as zinc finger protein OZF-like. The record is from RefSeq and is a predicted model, not a curated record. The transcript has 2 exons. Gene Ontology annotation, biological process: regulation of transcription by RNA polymerase II; central nervous system development. Gene Ontology annotation, cellular component: nucleus. The coding region runs from base 379 to 1701 and encodes 440 amino acids. Gene Ontology annotation, molecular function: RNA polymerase II cis-regulatory region sequence-specific DNA binding; DNA-binding transcription factor activity, RNA polymerase II-specific. Lineage: Eukaryota; Metazoa; Chordata; Actinopteri; Syngnathiformes; Syngnathidae.